UCCAAGACUCUGCUUACUGUACAUGUGUAGCUGCUGCUGCCUUUCUCAAGGAAACCAUCCAUAACGAUCCUCUUCAGAGGUUAUUAAUUUGGUUUUUACUCCUCUCCAUGAUGGCAAUGCGUUUAUUUUGGUGAUUUUUCUCCCUGCUGCUGAUGGGUAACGCUUUACUUGGCGCCCACGCAGGUCAGGCAGUUCCUCCGUCAGGUCCUGGGAUCUGGCUAUAUUCUGCUGUCAUCAUCAUAAUCUCCCGUUUUUCCUGCUCUGGGAUUAUCAUGGCUAUGAAGCAGACCAGCCUGUGACCGUCCGCUGCUCUCUGCAGGCCUCUACUUUCACAUUAUUUACUUUGGUUUUGAGUUUGGUGGCAAACAAACAGCCAAAAUGCUGAACCAGAGCGCUGUGAUGAUCUUCACUGGGAUCUGUGGGGCGAUGGUGUUCAUGGCCAUGGCCUACUAUAUCUACUGGUCCGUGGUUUUGGCUGAAGGGCCGUGUAAACGCGGCUUGUAAAGAAAAUCCACCGUGGUUGGUCGUGGUGUGUAGAGAGGAGCCCGCUCAGCCCCUCCAGGCUCCUCAGCCAUGACUCUCCUGGCCUACCUGAAGAGCCUGUUCAUCCUGCAGCUGCUGAUGGGCUUCGUGUUUGUGGUGAGCGGCCUCAUCAUAAACUUCAUUCAGCUCUGCACCUGCAUCCUCUGGCCCAUCGACAGACAGCUCUACCGCAGAAUCAACUGCAGGCUCUCCUACUCUCUGUGGAGUCAGCUGGUGAUGAUGCUGGAGUGGUGGUCGGGCACAGAAUGCACCCUAUACACCGACCAGGCUACGGUGGACAAGUUCGGCAAGGAGCAUGUCAUCAUCAUCCUCAACCACAACUUUGAAAUCGACUUUCUGUGUGGCUGGACCAUGUGUGAAAGAUACGGGGUCCUAGGGAGUUCAAAAGUGCUGGCCAAACACGAGCUACUGAAGGUCCCUCUGAUCGGCUGGACCUGGUACUUUCUAGAAAUCGUUUUCUGCAAAAGAAAGUGGGAGGAGGACAGAGAAACGGUUUUUGCAGGCUUGGACAGACUCAAAGAUUAUCCUGAAUAUAUGUGGUUUCUGCUGUACUGUGAAGGGACCCGCUUCACGGAGAAGAAACACCAAAUCAGCAUGCAGGUGGCAGAGAAUAAGGGCCUCCCCAAGCUCAAGUAUCACCUUCUACCCCGAACCAAAGGAUUCACCACCACGAUGCAAUGUCUGAAAGGCACAGUCACUGCAGUGUAUGAUGUGACGCUGAACUUCAAGGACAAUAAGAUUCCCACUCUACUGGGCAUUGUCAACGGCAAAAAAUACAAAGCUGACCUGCACGUAAAGCGGUUUUCUGUGGAGGAUAUUCCGGAUGAUGAACAGGAGUGUGCCAACUGGCUGCACAAGCUCUACCAGGAGAAAGACGCCUUACAAGAGCAGUACAGCAAGGAAGGAAAGUUCCCUGGACCCACAAUCAUCCCCCCACGCCGCCCGUGGACGCUGCUCAACUUCCUGUUCUGGGCCACCGUCCUGUUGUCGCCCCUCAUCAAAUUAGCAUGUGGCGUGGUCGUCAGCGGCUCCCCGCUCCUCAUCAUCGGUUUCAUCAUCUUACUCCUCGUCGCCUCAGUAGCUAUUCGCCGUCUCAUCGGGGUCACUGAGGUGAAGAAAACAGGCUCCAGUUACGGAGACCCGGAGGCCAAGAAAAAAGAAUAAACUGUGUGACCUCCCCGCAUCCCCACCGUGUUCGUCUCACUACCCACUCAACUCCAUCCUCCUCCUGCUGUCGGCAGGCGGGGAGGAGGCCCACCUGUGAAAACAAAACCAACACUAGAGUCAAAAAGAGAAGAAAAUCCUGCCUUCAGCAGAGGAAGAGACGAAGAUGAGAGGGUGUGGGAAUGAUGCUCUCUGGUGUAUCACAGAUUGUAAGGAGGGAGGGAGAUGCAGUACUGUAAAGCCACCAAACUCCCAAUUAAGUCCGUUAAACAAGAAUCAUAAGCCUGAGGUCACUUUCUAAAAGCCACGCCCACUUCCUGUCAGCUGUUGAUUCCUUUGAAACUCAUGCAGCGCAUCCUGAUCCACACUGAUUAAUUUCUGUUAUCCAGCGGCAGUGCUUCUUCCCAACACCAGGAUCCAUCGUUCCCCUGGUUCUGAUGGAAAUCGGUGCCUUUCGGCCCAGCCUGGCUUUCCUUUAUCAGCUCACACAAACCACUCAAAGCCUGUUUCACACAGUGCUCAGAUUUCUACAACUAAACCGCAAAAUGGCUAAAAUUAUUGAACUAAAAGCAAAAAAAUAGGAAAUAAUUCAGUGAAAAGACAAUUAGAGAUCCACCAAUCAUAACCCAACAUCCAACCUCCAGCUAAAGGUUUCCAAAAGUUUGGCAACAUUUCAAAACAAAUGUUGCUAAAAAAUAAAAAAAAAUCUCAUUUUUGUAAACGACUUAUGUUUUCUUCCUUCAGCAGCCACUUCCACACUGAAGAGUGAUGUUUCGGUGCAUCUCUAAUCAUCUGCUUCAUUGUAAUCUAUUUCAAGUUAAAUUAAUUGUUAAUUUAGUUGGAAAUUCUUUAAAAAAAUGAGUUAAAUAUAAAGUGAUAACCCUGACUUUAGUCUCUCAAAAGGGCUGGCAUCUGCUGAGCUGCAGCAAGGACUCUGAAUGUGAAAACCGAGGAAACCUGCUCUCAUUUAAAACACAAAUUUCCCAUUUUUCCUCCAUUUCUCCUACCGGACCUCAUUCCACAUUUAGGAGUGUUCGUUUUCUCUCCCACAUGUAAGGCGGACGACCUCCGACCUCCUACGCGUGCCGUUUCGACCUCCUUCUCCCUUGACACCGAAACGCAGCUCACAGUGGAACAUGAAUGGCAGAAGAUUCAAGGGUCAAAGGUCACCAACUGACCUCAUGUAGCCACACAGCUGUUAGCAUAGACUGCAGUAGGAGUAUUUUUAACCUUUGCCUUAAAUCAAGCUUGCUCAGGCAAGGGAUUGCUUAUUUACCUCCCUUUGAAACGCAUAACGCCACUUUUGUUAUGUUUUAAAUCUUCACCCUUCAUUCCUGUCAUUACAAUAAUGCAUGGUGGAGUAGGAAGAGUUAAUUAGCAAAAUGACUGAAUCAUUUAAACCGUGGACUAAUAGGAAGAUGUUAAUUGAAGGGAUUUUUAUUUUUGGGAGGGUUUGUUUUGAAGGGGGAAAAAUCACUUUAAAUGUUCACAGUGGACAAAAAAGGAAUUAUUUGUUUUGUUUAGGAAUAAAAAAAAAAUCUGUAAGAGAAUAUAAAUUGCUUUAUUUGAUUAAAUGACUUAUAGGAAGUUGUUUUUUGUUGCAUCAGACCCACUUUUUUAAAUCUGAGCUGUUUUUUAUAUAGAAAACUCUUUUGUUAUCCACUUUAAAUAAUUUCAGAUGAUUUCUAGGAAGCUUUUUGGUUGUGUUUGAAUAAAAAUCACUGUUGAAUACAUUAUAGGAAGAUUUUGAUUUCUUGAAUAUAAAAUUGCACGCAGGUUUCCACAUUUUGAAAGCAAAGUAUCAUUAUUUUUGUCCAGUUCUUUUUUCCGUAGUCGUCAAUAAACAGAUUUCGUGCAAGCCUUUUUAGCAUCAAGGGCCGAAAGAACCACACAAUUUAAGAAAUAAAUGGAUCCUAAAUCAGCAUUUAUACAUGUGAGCAUUUAAAUUCAUUUGGAAUUGUGUGCAAAUUAAUAAAUAGAUGGAUACAUUUGGAAUAUUCAUCUGGAAUGUAUUUCAAUCAUUUGUACAAUGUAAUUCAAUGUGAAAAACAUUAAAUGUAAUUUGAAUUUCUAUUGAAAAUAUUCUUUGUUAAACAUGCAGUUGGUAAAUGUUGAAAACAUUUCAAAUUUUUUACAAAGGCAUUCAAAUUUCAGUUAGUUUUUCACCAAUCUGAAAUAUUGGAUACAUAAAUUUUUAUCUACAUUAUCACAUCUAAUGUUUAUAGACCGCUGUAUUUAUUUAAUUUAGGCCCUUAAUAAAUUAGUGCUGCUUGAUUAUUAUUAGUAUUUAUAUUUUAGAAGUUAAUUCAUGUCAAAUUGGAAAAUGUAAGACAUUUUUAUCUGGUAAAGUUGCAGUUUCCUUCGAUUCAGAUUUUUUUAUGCCACUUUUAAGGGUCUUAUAUUUCUUUCUAUUAUAGCCAGAACUGAUACAAAUUUUCCCAACAAUUUCUGUCACACUUGAAAAACAAAUUCAGGUUUCUGGGGGGAAAAAAAAAGUCUAAAAUGUUUGUUUUAUUCUGUUCUUUAAUUUCUAAUUAAAAAAUUAAAGCCCAGCUAUAAACAUUUCACAUUUGAAAAACCUCCAGUUCUUCCCGUUAGUUGCACCUCUUGCAUCAGUUGUUUGGUUAGUUUUUUGUUUUUUUUCUACAGCUUUGGAUUUUGUUUUCUUCCUUUUAAACACUUGAGAUUAUUAAAGGUUUUAAUCACAAA
Poeciliopsis prolifica (blackstripe livebearer) is the source of this 4416-nucleotide messenger RNA. RefSeq names its product 1-acylglycerol-3-phosphate O-acyltransferase 3 (gene agpat3). NCBI's taxonomy places the organism in Eukaryota, Metazoa, Chordata, Actinopteri, Cyprinodontiformes, Poeciliidae. Gene Ontology annotation, molecular function: 1-acylglycerol-3-phosphate O-acyltransferase activity. Gene Ontology annotation, cellular component: endomembrane system; endoplasmic reticulum. The record is from RefSeq and is a predicted model, not a curated record. Bases 574 to 1707 code for a protein of 377 amino acids. The transcript has 10 exons.